AUGGAUUCUUCACCUCUCAGCCUUCUACCACAAGACACCCUCCAUCAGAUCUUGAGUCAUCUUUCCCUCCGCCAAAUUGCCACCUGCAAAUGCGUCUGUAAAGCCCUCUCUGCCUCCCUAUCCUCGCCGCCGUUCCUGCAUCUGAUUGCCGACCAAUCACUUCCCGCCUCCCUCUCCCUCCUUGCUUUGAAGCCCUUCGAUGGCCACCAUUUGGCCCCUGAUUCCGCCCUUGAUGCUUUUGACCUUUCUGAAAAUCAAUGGAUUAGAUUUUCUCUUUCGUUUCUCCCUUUUUCUUCGCUGCACCCUAUCACCGCCUCCCACGGCCUCGUCUACUUGUGGGCUUCUCCACCGCCAGUACUGGAACCCAAUAACACCCCUGUGCCCAAUUCCCACAAGGCCCUCGUGGUCUGUAAUCCUUUGACCCGCCAGUUCAAAACCCUCCCUCAGCUCGGCUCGGCUUGGUCCCGCCAUGGCUCGGUCUUAGUCGGCUCGGCUAAUGUAGUCCUUGUCCUCACAGAGCUUGCCAUUCUCUACUACUGCGCAAGUAACAAUAACAUCAGCAAUAAUAAUAUGAAUGUUAAUGUAGUCAACAAUUGGCUAAAGUUUUCGUCGAAUUUACCAUCUAAGACGCGGAGUCCCAUUUUGGUUUUGGAUUUUAUUUUGACAUUGUGUGAUGUGGGAACUCCUUGGAGGUCCCAGUGGGCGAUGUUUAAGAUGAAAAUUUCAGAUAUGGAGAAAACACAGCAAUGGGAUCAGGUGCAGAAGCCUGAGUGGGGGGAUGUUUUCGACAUUUUGAAGCGGCCGAGGUUGGUGAAGGCCGGGAAUGAAAAGAAGGUGUACAUGGUCGGCGGAUUGAAAAACUCGCAGGCUUUGCAAAGCUUGUGCACUACGGUCUUGAUAUUAAAGUUGGACUUGGAGAACAUGGAGUGGGAGGAGGCGGGACGAAUGCCAAUGGACAUGUAUAGGCGUUUCUUGGAAAGUACAAAGUUCAAGGUGUUUGGUGGGGGCAAUAGGAUUUGUUUUUCGGCGAAAAAGCUAGAAAAGUUGGCACUUUGGGAAGAAAAUGAGGAGGGAAGAACCGAAUGGCGAUGGAUUGAAGGCAUUCCCAAGGAUGAUGACGGUCUUUGUCGUGGAUUCAUGUUUGAUGCGAGGCUCGAUGCUGCGGUAUAG
Messenger RNA from Fraxinus pennsylvanica, 1170 nucleotides. The record is from the annotation of a GenBank genome assembly. NCBI's taxonomy places the organism in Eukaryota, Viridiplantae, Streptophyta, Magnoliopsida, Lamiales, Oleaceae.